GGCGGGGCUCUAGGUGUCCUGCCUGGGAGGGUCCCUGCUGCAUUGCAGCCUCCGCGCCGCUCCGUCUCUGGCGCACACAAUGGCGACUCCCAGCCCCAGCAGCGGCUCCGGCUCGGGCGGCGGGAGCGGGCCGGGCCCGGGCGGGCCGCCGGCGCACGCGGCCGUCAGCAGCAUGCAGGGCUUUCAGAUAAACUUCUGUGAAAAGGCACAAAGUAAACGCAAAGCGCUGAAGUUAAAUUUUGCAAAUCCACCUUUCAAGUCCACGGCAAGGUUUACUCUGAACACCUCAGGAGUUCCUUUCCAAAAUCCACACAUUGAUACACAAGCAACACUGGGUAGUAAUCACAUUGUCCCGUUCAGUUUCAAAAGGAGAGAAGCGGACCUCAUCCAGAAACUUUCCAGCAGGCUACAAGAGAGACUGAGAACACACAGCAUUGAAUCAUCAGGAAAAUUGAAGAUUUCCCCUGAACAGCAUUGGGAUUUUACAGCAGAGGACUUGAAAGACCUUGGAGAAAUUGGACGAGGCGCUUAUGGUUCUGUCAACAAAAUGGUCCACAAACCAAGUGGGCAAAUUAUGGCAGUUAAAAGAAUUCGAUCGACAGUGGAUGAAAAAGAACAGAAGCAGCUUCUGAUGGACCUUGAUGUAGUAAUGCGAAGCAGUGACUGCCCAUAUAUUGUUCAGUUUUAUGGUGCACUCUUCAGAGAGGGUGACUGUUGGAUCUGUAUGGAGCUCAUGUCUACCUCGUUUGAUAAGUUUUACAAAUAUGUAUAUAGUGUAUUAGAUGAUGUUAUUCCAGAAGAAAUCCUAGGCAAAAUCACUUUAGCUACUGUGAAAGCACUAAACCACUUAAAAGAAAACUUGAAAAUCAUUCACAGAGAUAUCAAACCUUCCAAUAUUCUUCUGGACAGAAAUGGAAAUAUUAAACUCUGUGACUUUGGCAUUAGUGGACAGCUUGUGGACUCCAUUGCCAAAACACGAGAUGCAGGGUGCCGGCCGUACAUGGCGCCGGAAAGGAUAGAUCCCAGCGCAUCCAGGCAAGGCUAUGACGUCCGCUCAGACGUCUGGAGCUUGGGGAUUACACUGUAUGAGCUGGCCACAGGGCGAUUCCCCUACCCCAAAUGGAACAGUGUGUUUGACCAGUUGACACAAGUAGUAAAAGGAGACCCACCACAGCUGAGUAACUCAGAGGAAAGGGAAUUCUCCCCAAGUUUCAUCAACUUUGUCAACUUGUGCCUUACAAAGGACGAGUCCAAAAGGCCAAAGUACAAAGAGCUUCUGAAACAUCCCUUCAUUCUGAUGUAUGAGGAACGCACAGUGGAUGUUGCAUGCUAUGUUUGUAAAAUCCUGGAUCAAAUGCCAGCAACUCCCAGCUCUCCAAUGUAUGUCGAUUGAUAUUGCUGCUACGUCAAACUCUAGAAAAAGGGCUGAGAGAAAACAAGCUGUAAAGAAUUUUCAUCACAUAUUGCAGUGUUUUUAAUGCUCGCCCAGACACCAUGUGCAAUAAUAUUGGUGUUAUUUCCAUCCUGUCUGUAUACUGUUGUCACAUAUAAAGUGCAUCCCUGUAAUACCUGAUCACACAGUGUUAGUGUUGGUCAAAGAGAGACCUCAUCUGCUCUUUUGUGGACAUAUUCAUGAAAUGUGGAAAUAAGUACAUUUAUUUGUUGACCGUGAUUGGAUAGCACCUAAAAUUCAUUUCUAGACUCAAACUUGGAGACUCCUCAGCAGCUACUGGAAAGAUUUUUCUCUCAAAUUCUUCCAAUUGUUGUUUCAAGUAAUAAUAAAAAGCAAACAAACGAAAGUUAGGCGUUGUCUGUCUGAACAUUAAGAGACUUUGCCUGGAGGGAGAAGAACUUGCUUAACCAACGAGAUGCUUUGCCUUCUGGAGCCAGAAAGGCAAAGGAGAAUUUUAUUCUUCACAAAGUGCAAUAGAUUUACCGCUAUGAAAUUCUGUUGCUUUACAGUCGCAGCGUACUUUCUGGGGACAGUGUGCUCAGCUGAACUUCCUGUUAAAGAGAGAUCAUGUUAAACAUAGUGAAUAUGUCUUUACCAAAAAUAUGUCGCGUUGAAAGAGGCUAACAUUAAACUAUUCAGAGAUGGGACAUCAUGUAUUCUUUCUCCUUUUACCAAGCCAGCCACUCUUCACUCUUAACUAGGCGUCCUGUAAAUUGUUACCUGGUAAGAUAAGACCUUUGAUCUGAAGAAUUAUUAAACUACUCGAUUGAAUUUAA
Gallus gallus (chicken) is the source of this 2229-nucleotide messenger RNA. It is a transcript of the gene MAP2K4, whose product is annotated as mitogen-activated protein kinase kinase 4. The transcript is spliced from 13 exons. Lineage: Eukaryota; Metazoa; Chordata; Aves; Galliformes; Phasianidae. Gene Ontology annotation, biological process: MAPK cascade; protein phosphorylation. The record is from RefSeq and is a predicted model, not a curated record. Gene Ontology annotation, molecular function: ATP binding; JUN kinase kinase activity. Bases 80 to 1393 code for a protein of 437 amino acids.